GGUGUUUAUUCCCAACAGGGAUUACUACAGAAUCAAAUUAUCCAUACAAGGGAACUGAUAGCACUUGCAAAACUAGAAAGGAAUCCAACCAUGCUAUUAAGAUUACUGGUUAUGAAGAUGUUCCAGCCAACAGUGAAUCUGCUUUGUUGAGUGUUGUUGCUAACCAACCUGUAUCCGUUGCCAUUGAUGCUAGUGGAUCAGAUUUUCACUUCUAUUCUAGCAGUGUUUUUACCGGAGAAUGUGGAACUAAGUUAGAUCAUGGUGUUACAACAAUUGGAUAUGGGAAAACUAAUGACAGGACAAAGUAUUGGUUAGUGAAGAACUCGUGGGGGACUAGUUGGGGAGAGAACGGUUAUAUUAGAAUGCAAAGAGGCAUUGAUGCUGCAGAAGGAAUUUGUGGAAUUGAUAUGCAAGCUUCUUAUCUAACUGCUUAA
This is a messenger RNA of Nicotiana tabacum (common tobacco), 434 nucleotides long. The record is from RefSeq and is a predicted model, not a curated record. Lineage: Eukaryota; Viridiplantae; Streptophyta; Magnoliopsida; Solanales; Solanaceae.